This is a messenger RNA of Ylistrum balloti, 387 nucleotides long. RefSeq lists its product as uncharacterized. Lineage: Eukaryota; Metazoa; Mollusca; Bivalvia; Pectinida; Pectinidae. The transcript is spliced from 4 exons. Bases 1 to 387 code for a protein of 128 amino acids. The record is from RefSeq and is a predicted model, not a curated record. Gene Ontology annotation, molecular function: calcium ion binding.
AUGGGGCUGGUUGACCUCACCUUUCAAAACCUCGAUUCCAACCACGAUAGCUUUCUGGAAUUGUCUGAACUGUAUGAUGUCUACGACAAAAUCGACGCUAAUGAUGACGGUGUCGUGAGUGAAUAUGAAUAUACAUAUAGAGCCACGGAACAACACAGGUUUUUUUCAAUUAUAUUUCAAGAGCUGGACUAUGAUGGGGACGGUUAUUUGGACAGAGGUGCCGAGGCCGGCCAGUACAUCAUGAUGGACACGAACACUGAUAACGAAGUUAGCAGAAGAGAAUAUGAUACUUACUACACAAAAGUUGUUGAAGACGCUAUACAAAAAUACGGCUACUUACUUGGACCUAUCGGAGGUAUCGGUAAUAGUGGACCAGCCACAACCUAG